Molecule: messenger RNA, 1581 nt
Organism: Aureobasidium musti
Lineage: Eukaryota; Fungi; Ascomycota; Dothideomycetes; Dothideales; Saccotheciaceae
Source: the annotation of a GenBank genome assembly
GACCCUCCGCUGCUCUCCAUCAUGCCUGGUGUAGUCUCUUCAGGCACUUUUUCGCGCGACGAAGUCGCAAAGAACAACACCGAGGACUCUUUGUGGUGCAUUGUCGACCACAAAGUGUACGACCNNCUCACAGAUUUCUUGGACGCGCAUCCUGGUGGCAAUGUGGUCUUGCAACAAGUUGCAGGCCAAGACGCCACGACAGCUUUCUACAAUUUACACCGACAUGAAGUUCUGCAAAAGUACUCGUCUCUAUGCAUCGGCACUGUGCAAAACGAAACUCCGGAAGUGAUCGAUCCUCAACCUGGCGAUCUUAGCACAGUGCCAUACGCAGAGCCUACUUGGCUCAGCCCUCAAUUCACUAGUCCAUACUACACCGAUUCACACCGCAAGUUCAGAAAAGGUCUAAGGGAAUUUGUGGAUGCGGAGCUCAAACCGGAGGCACAGGAANAAGAAGCUGAUGGCACCUAUAUCAGUCAGGAAAUGAUUGAUAAGAUGGCUAAGAACAAUAUCCUGGCUAUGCGACUCGGUCCUGGUCAGCAUCUGCACGGCAGGACGGUGCCAGGUGGCGUCAAGGGUGAAGACUUCGACUAUUUCCACGAUCUGAUCACAUGUCAGGAACUAGCUCGGGUUUUGUCAAGAGGCUUCCAAGAUGGCAACAUGGCAGGCAUGUCAAUCUCUCUCACUGCCGUCAGAAGCUGGAUGAAAGACGUCAAGCUAAGAGAUACUGUCACGGAAGAAUGCCUGAGUGGAAAGAAGAAGAUGUCGCUUGCCAUUACUGAGGCUUUUGCUGGUAGUGAUGUCGCUGGUAUCCGCACCACAGCCGAAAAGACAGCUGAUGGUUCCCACUACAUGAUUAACGGCACGAAGAAAUGGAUUACCAACGGUAUGUUCAGCGACUACUUUGUCGUUGGCUGCAAGACUGUCAAAGGCUUCAGCGUGAUUCUGGUUCCAAGGGAUGACAAUGUCGAGACCAAGAAGAUCAAGGUAUAUCACAAUCUCUACUCUACAGCUGCUGCUACAGCCUACAUCCAAUUCGACAAUGUCAAGGUUCCUGUCAAUCAUCUCUUGGGCGAAGAGGACAAAGGCUUCCAGGUCAUCAUGAGCAAUUUCAACCACGAACGCUGGGCAAUGGCAGCAGCAGUGAUACAAUGGAUGCGAGCUGUCACGGAAGAGUGCCUGAAGUGGAGCAACCAACGAAUCGUCUUUGGAAAGCCGCUUUCCGAACAGCCAGUCAUCCGUGCAAAGCUUGCACGCAUGAUACAACACACAGAAGCCACCCAAGCUUGGCUCGAGCAAAUCACGCACCAAAUGAACACCAUGUCCUACCAAAACCAGAACAAGUAUCUCGGCGGGCCCAUCGGCUUGCUUAAAUCCUUUACCACUCGCUGUGCUCAUGAAGUCGCCGAUGAUGCCUGCAAUAUCUUCGGAGGUCGUGGUAUCACUCAAGGAGGUAUGGGAAAGGUUGUCGAGCAGUUCCAUCGCACGUAUAAGUUCGACGCUAUCUUGGGUGGAACCGAGGAGAUUUUGAGCGAUCUGGGUGUCAGACAGGCUCUCAAGCAGAUGCCCAAGGCAAGGCUGUAG